AUGUCCAGCAAUACAGUCUAUUUGGUUACAGGCACCAACAGGGGUAUUGGGAGGUAUAUUGUCGCUUCUCUAGUUAAGCGUCCCAACACAACAGUUAUCGCCACUGUUCGUGACCCUAAGUUCGUCUUUACGGAUAUUAAUCCGCACGCGACCAGCAAGCUCGUUACCUUCCCCCUUGAUGAUGAUGUCCUGGAGAUCAACUUUGACAGUCUGUCCUCUCGUUUACUUGAGAUAGUGGAUCAUCUUGAUAUUGUCAUCGCAAAUGCUGGUUAUUCUAGCGGCUUCAAGCAUAUCAAAGAGACGACUGCUGAUGAGAUCGCUACUGACUUUCAAGUUAACACCAUCGGUGUUGUGAAACUCUUCUUUGCCACCCGGGAUCUACUAUCGAAGAGCAAGGCCGGUGAGGCAGGCAAGAAGUUUAUUGUUGCCAGCAGCCACCUUGGCAGUAUCUCCGAUCAUCCAAAUGUCCCUAGCGCAUCAUACAGCAUUAGCAAGGCAGCAGUUAACCAGUUCGCAAAGAUGGCCAGUAUCGAGUUCAAACACGAGGGUCUGAAGAUUGGCAUUCUUCAUCCGGGUUGGGUUAAAACCUCCAUGGGUCAGGCACUUGCGGAUGCGCUCAACCAGAAGGAGCCGACGAUGACUACAGAGGAGAGUGCUCAAAGAGUGAUCAAAAUCACUGAUGAGCUGAAUCUCGAAACCUCUGGUACCUUCUUCGACAGUGAUGGCUCAGUCAUUGCGUGGUAA
Trichoderma virens Gv29-8 is the source of this 744-nucleotide messenger RNA. RefSeq lists its product as uncharacterized. The record is from RefSeq and is a predicted model, not a curated record. Lineage: Eukaryota; Fungi; Ascomycota; Sordariomycetes; Hypocreales; Hypocreaceae. Bases 1 to 744 code for a protein of 247 amino acids. The transcript has 4 exons.